Molecule: messenger RNA, 3044 nt
Organism: Oncorhynchus tshawytscha (Chinook salmon)
Lineage: Eukaryota; Metazoa; Chordata; Actinopteri; Salmoniformes; Salmonidae
Gene: fbxo16
Product: F-box protein 16
Exons: 8
Coding region: 175-1311 (378 amino acids)
Molecular function (GO): protein binding
Source: RefSeq, a predicted model, not a curated record
UGUACGAGCGCUUGAAGAACAAAGUGACAUGUACUGGUAAUCCUAUGGACAAGAUACGAAUACAUAACACUGAGGAUUCGUGAUUGGGAUGAUAACUAUGCUUGCUUGCUUCAUGCAUCAUAGGCCGGAGGAGAUUGAUGAUCUGACUUGUUGCGAAUUUGUAGCAGCUGAAAGAUGUCCUUUGCACCGAGGACCUCACUAACCUCAGCCAAGAUGACCUCACUAACCUCAGCCAAGAUGCAGACCAAAAUGAGUGCCUGGACACCUCUUAACCACCAGCUGUCUAAUAACAAUGUGUUUCAAGAGCGGAGAAACCUGCUGGGAAAAUGGUUUGACAAGUGGAGUGACGGCCAGAGGAAGGCGGUUCUACAGGACUUUUUCUCGCGGUGUUCAGUGGGCCAGCUGCGUUUCCUCCGUCAGAACCUGACCAAGAGGGUUCCAGAAGAGAACCUAGACUUCACCUCUGUCCUGCCCAGAGUUCUCUCUCUCUAUAUCUUCUCUUUCCUCGACCCCAGGAGUCUUUGCAGGUGUGCACAGGUGAGUUGGCACUGGAAGGGUAUAGUUGAGUUGGACCAGCAAUGGAUGCCCAAGUGUCUUAAACUGGGCUGGUGCAUCAACUUUGCUCCCACACCAUUUGAACAUGGGGUCUGGAAGAGACACUACAUAGAGACCGUACUGGAGCUCCACAUCGGCAAACCUAAGACUCUAUCACAGCAGGAGUUCAUUGUCCCCGAGGUGACGUCCAUAAACAGUGUGACGUUUGACCAAUCAGAGAGCUUCCUCAGAGAGGUGCGAUCCGCACGCCCCGCCCAGCAAGAGAGGAGCGGUGGCGGCACCACGAGGUGGUCAGGAGGGUCCCAGCUGAAGGGGCUACCCCCGUGGAGGGGUGCAGACAGACACCCCACUGACACCGUGCGAUUCAAUUAUCUGGAAAAUCUGGACCCCAUAGAGCAUGCCCACCAAGCAAAAGUGAAGAGCAGAGGGGUCUUCAACACAUACAGUGAAAAUAACAAAGAGCUGUCUGCAUUCAAUUAUAAACUGCGCAAGGCAAAGUCAUUGAUGUUCCUGUCCUUGGACCUGACUCCAGGUUCGAGUUCUGGAGCAGGACAGCAGAAGCAGAACCGGUUCCGCCCCCAAUGGGCCACACAGAGCCUAGAGUACCCUGUCACCAAGGCAACAGCCAAGAGCCUGUCGCGGUCGAGCCAAUGGAACGCUGGGAUACGACCUGGUCCUGUGAGGCCAGCGGUGCCCAGGCUCAGUCAGGAAGGACUGAGGGCAUCAAUGAGGACAAACAGGAGUACUCCUAGUUAGAAACAUCUUUCCCUCCCUUCCUUCCUCCUUUCCUACAAUCUGUUCAUCGCACAGGACACACAGGACCACGCCUAGUAAGACAAUAGAUGACCAAUCCUUUCAUGUACAUUCUUGGUUGAACUAACAGAAUGAGCUCUCCAUCAAAAAGGAAACUUGUGUCCAAGCAAACACGUGACAUUAUAUUCUUACUCAAUUAAUGCUUUCUUUCACUGUGUGAAUGUUCUGUAUCAUGUAUGAUGUAUAAUUGACUUACAUGGUUUGAGGUUUCAGCAGCACCACUGUUUGAGGGGCAGCCUUGGAGGAUACAAGCUUCCAGUGGUGGAUCAGACGAGUGAACUCUAUCGCCACCCUGUGGAGCACGUUAGUACUGUAGCACAGACACAACGCAGCAGCGGUGCUCAACUGGAGUCUGACCAAUGUCUUGUGAGCAGAAACUUCAACAUUGUCAGAAUUUUGUGCAACUUCCGGCGCGCGUUUACAGUGAGCACUGAGGCUGUACCCAUACAGUUUUAGACAAUGGGCCAAAUAGGUGACUGUAAAUUGCCUUGGGUUGUAUGAUGCAAGAACCCCCUUUACAAAUUAAAAUGAAUUAUUACCAUACAGAGAAUUAGACAAUGUACGCCACCCCUCUGCCUAUUGGCUUAUUUGCAUAUUCAAGCCUGUCUCAAAAUACAACUCUGCUCCUUUAAUUAAGACAAGCUUUUUACCGGACUGACUUUUCAAAGACAUGUUGAAAUGUAGCCUACACGUUUUGUGCUCUUGUAGGAAGCUGGAACUCCCCGUUGCUGACCUAUACUAAUCUAUAACUGAGCUAAUAACGCGCUAACUAGCAAAGAAUAUCAAGAAGUGUGCGCACGGGCGGCUCAGAUCUGAAAAGUGCAUUCACUCUACGCCAUGCCUCUGGCUACAACAAAAUCAGACUCAAUAUUGUAAAAUUAGGUUUGUUGCAUUGAAAAGGGGCUGAUAUGUUGAUUCGAUCACAGAAAAAAACGUGAUCUAUAUAUUGCAAACUAAUUGGGCGAACUCAGUGAAGUUCAAUCUCAUGCAUUUCUUCUGCGCAGCAGUCCUGGAGGAAAUGCGCGCAAGUUUAGAGGGAACAUUGGUCGAGUGGUUAUUUAAUCAGACACCCGCGACCGAUUUCUAAAGUGGUUAUUGUUUUGGGGUGAUGAAUAAAAGACUCCAGUCUGCACUUAAACUACGAAAGCCAGGUAAAGGUUGUAGAAAUCAUUUUAAAAAAUGUAUCUCAAUAUCGAGCUAUUUAGCAGAUUUGGUUGAUUUUGUGGUCUCAAACCAGUUAGCAUACACACGUUUAUCAAUCAUGGGUCAAAUUAGUAUUGACAAUAGAACAUGUGGGAACGUUGUUACCUUGUCAUAUACAUUGCUACAGUUACUAUCAAUAUAGCGUUACAAAUUCUUCUCCAGGUGGCUUUUUUUAGUUCUAAUAUUGGGUUGCGACCGAGACAACGGGUACCAAUUUGGGUCCGGAGGCAAAACCAGUUGAGAAGCACUGGUAUACAAUACAGAGGACGUACAGUACUGAUAACAGUACUAUACAUACUGAAGUAGUGAGAAUCAGAAUAGAAGCCGUUCAACCAAACAGUACUGGGAAGAUGGAACUGAGAAGUGUACUCUUGAUUUUACAUCAAAUCAUGUUGACGUACAUUUCCACUAAGUUGAAUUAUGACAAGAACACACUGUGGACAUGACUAUAUAAUUUUAUGUUUGGUAUGGAA